GCAAAACAAUCCAAGAGGCAGCUCGGUCCGAAUCACGCCAUAACGUAGUCUGUUCAAACAACUUCAGCGUGGGGGUAAACGUGCGAGCAAACAUGUCUGUUGCUGAUACACCGAUGAAGACUGAACCCGAUGGCGUGGGCAACAUCCGGUUCUGUGACUUGUGUAACAAACCGAUAGUCAGCGAAACCGCCUUUAAACGUCACCUGGCCUACUGCCGCCGGACAGCAGGGAAACCCAAAAAGCGGAAACGUUCGUGUAGGGAAUGCCAUCGUGCCAAGGCCAAGUGCAGCUUUGAGCGACAAUGUUUCCGCUGUUUAACGAGAGGUCUUACAUGCGAGUACGAAAAACCUGCAUUUCCUUCAGCCAACAGUGAAUCGGGCAACGAAGUCCAAGAUUCGUCGACACCAGAGCCAGCUGAAAGCAGUCCUAGUGAUGGCACUGGUUCACCAGGCUCAUCAGAUUUAUUCCUAAAUCAUGAAAUAACGCUAGAGAUGGUAUACCUCCACCAAAAUAUUCCUCCAAGGAGCGCAGUAGAGCUUCGCAGAGACCCCAAGCAUCAAGCAAACGCUAUAUUCAUAUUAGAAACGCUACGGAGUGUGCCUUAUAUGAUGAGCAGACGAGAGAAUUUCCCCAUGUUUAUCCACGGACAAUGGCAUGAACCCGAGGUCCCCGUUACCAUCACCAAUUGCAUGCGCAUCUGCGAGCUAUAUAUUGCCAGAAAUACUAGUCCACACGGCAGAGAACUCUUCUAUACCGCUGUGAGCGAAGAGGCCGCACGAUUUGCACAUCAUCUUUUUACUUCUAGCAGAGAGGAUACCGCCAAUAUGCUCUCGGUACAGUCUUUGUAUACUACAAUGGCCGUGUUUGAGGAUUACAGACCUCAGGCGAGCUGCACACCCGACCUUGUGGUACGGGAAUGCGAUGUCUCCUUGAUGACGUCCCUCGCUCGCCAGUGCUUUAAUUCUGACAAUUACGAGCCGUUUGAUGUUGAUAAGAAUGACGAUCCAGAUCAGACUUGGGAGCAAUUCAUAUACGCUGAAUCACGGCGAAGGUGUGCUUUAUUUUGGUUUAUCGUGAGCCGAGUAAUCGACUUACGACACGGCCUAACAUGUCCUCCCGUAGUCGGUUACCGUGGGCUGUCGCUGCCCGCGCCAGGCGUUCUUUGGAGUGCGAGGACACGGGAGGAGUGGGAGGCGGCGCGAGCGGAGAUACGAGCACACCGCCAAGAACCACUUUACAAUACUACGCUACGCACAAUGGGCGAUUUGAUAGAGAGUCGCGAACGCGCGUUCGAUCCCGACUGUGCCAGACAGCUUAGCAACUGGCUCGCCGGCUGUGACAAAUUGGGCCUGAUGGUCGAGAUCGCCUCUACUAUGAUCUGACGUGAGAAUCUGGGGUUAAAGGUUUUGACUAAUCAAACGGGAAGAUGGACACCGCUGACCGUUUGAACGCCAUUCCAACUCCGCAACGCAGGGAUAACGUUAUAUGUAACUUUUCCUCGAAACGGAUCAAAUGCCCUGCUCCGAUUGGCUUCGAUUGCCUGUUCGGAAUACUUGGCGUUCCGAAUCAACUACUC
Molecule: messenger RNA, 1576 nt
Organism: Xylaria bambusicola
Lineage: Eukaryota; Fungi; Ascomycota; Sordariomycetes; Xylariales; Xylariaceae
Exons: 5
Coding region: 93-1382 (429 amino acids)
Biological process (GO): regulation of DNA-templated transcription
Molecular function (GO): DNA-binding transcription factor activity, RNA polymerase II-specific; zinc ion binding
Source: RefSeq, a predicted model, not a curated record